Messenger RNA from Paraglomus occultum, 777 nucleotides. NCBI's taxonomy places the organism in Eukaryota, Fungi, Glomeromycota, Glomeromycetes, Paraglomerales, Paraglomeraceae. The record is from the annotation of a GenBank genome assembly.
AUGUUCAAGGCUUGUCUAGCCCAAGGAGGUCUCUUAAAGCGUAUGCUUGAAGCAAUCAAAGAACUCGUCUCUGAUGCAAACUUUGACUGUUCCGAGACAGGCAUAGCCCUUCAAGCUAUGGACAACUCUCAUGUUGCCUUGGUGUCGUUACUUCUCAAAGCCGAGGCAUUCGAUCCAUAUAUAUGCGCUAGAGGUUUUAGCUUAGGUGUAAAUUUAAACAGUCUGAAUAAGAUACUAAGAUGCGCCGGAAAUGACGACACAAUCACGUUGCAAGCAGAAGACGAGUCUGCAGAUUCUUUAACUUUGGUCUUUGACAGUCCAAAUCAGGAACGCAUUAGUGAAUAUGAACUAAAGCUGAUGGACAUAGAUCAAGAAAAUCUUCACAUUCCUGAUACGGACUACGAUGCAAAGGUUCAUAUGUCGUCUGCUGAAUUCCAACGCAUUACGCGUGACUUGUCAACUGUUAGCGAAGCAGUUACCAUUUCUGUGACAAAAGAAGGAAUCAGAUUUGUAGCUAGUGGAGAAGUAGGCUCCGGAAGUAUUACUUUGAAAAAAGGAUCAUCCGUCGACUCGAACAUCUCAACAACAAUCGAACUCUCGCAGCCAGUUUCUUUAGAUUUCUCCCUCAAAUACCUUGCUAACUUUGCUAAAGCUGCUCCGUUAUCGGAUGUAGUUUCAUUGUCAAUAUCAGAAAAUCUACCCUUGUUGGUAGAAUAUGAAAUGGAAAGUGUUGGAUUUAUUAGAUAUUAUUUGGCUCCAAAGAUUAACGAGGAGUGA